AGGUUUGGUUUCCCAUUCUUUUCGUUACCCGCAAUCUUUCAUGUAAAUCUUCAAGAAAAAACCGGGAACAUUCCAGACCCAACUAGCUGGCUCGAACCUUCUCGAAUUCCCCUUCUUAAAAAAAAACGACUCCAUCAAAAAAGUAAACGCUCAAAACGCUGUCGUUUCACUUCAAAAAAUUUCAAAAAAAACCCACCAAAAAAACACGAACACUCUUCAAAAUCUAGAGAAGGGUAGAACACUCCAGAACCAUAAACACAUCCAACUCUCCUAUAUAAACCUCCCCCACUUUCUGUGUCUCCUCCAUCACAAAAUCUUCCAUUGUUAAUCGCAAGCAAAUCUCAAAGCAAUUCUCUAAAUCACAAUCAAUUUUCACUCUCCUUUAAAAAGCGAAUUUUCUAGGGUUUUUUCUUUGAAGGUUCAUCAAUGGCGGACGUAGCAAUGGGUGAAGCAGAGACAUUUGCAUUCCAGGCUGAAAUCAACCAGCUUCUGAGUCUUAUUAUCAAUACUUUUUACUCUAACAAGGAGAUCUUCCUUCGUGAACUCAUCUCCAAUUCUUCUGAUGCAUUGGAUAAGAUUAGAUUUGAGAGUUUGACUGAUAAGAGUAAGCUUGAUGCGCAACCAGAGUUGUUCAUCAGGCUUGUUCCUGACAAAGCUAACAAGACCCUUUCGAUUAUUGACAGUGGUAUCGGCAUGACUAAAGCAGACUUGGUGAACAACUUGGGUACCAUUGCCCGAUCCGGCACCAAGGAAUUCAUGGAGGCAUUGCAGGCUGGAGCAGAUGUCAGCAUGAUUGGGCAAUUCGGUGUUGGUUUCUACUCAGCUUACUUGGUUGCUGAAAAGGUCAUUGUGACCACCAAGCACAACGAUGACGAGCAGUACGUUUGGGAGUCUCAAGCUGGUGGUUCCUUCACUGUCACAAGGGACACUACUGGUGAACAGCUUGGAAGGGGUACUAAAAUCACCCUCUUCCUCAAGGAAGAUCAGUUGGAAUACUUGGAAGAGAGGAGGAUCAAGGAUCUUGUGAAGAAGCACUCUGAGUUUAUCAGCUACCCAAUUUACCUAUGGACUGAAAAGACUACAGAGAAGGAGAUCAGUGAUGAUGAGGAUGAAGAUGAGCCCAAGAAGGAAGAAGAGGGUGAGGUCGAAGAUGUCGAUGAGGAGAAGGAGAAAGACAAGAAAAAGAAGAAGAAGAUCAAGGAGGUGUCGCAUGAAUGGCAGUUGAUCAACAAGCAGAAGCCAAUCUGGCUUCGUAAGCCCGAGGAGAUUACCAAGGAAGAAUAUGCUUCCUUCUAUAAGAGUUUGACUAAUGACUGGGAAGAUCACCUUGCUGUCAAGCACUUCUCUGUUGAGGGGCAGCUUGAGUUUAAGGCUAUCCUCUUUGUUCCUAAGAGGGCUCCUUUUGAUCUCUUCGACACCCGGAAGAAGCCUAACAACAUUAAGCUCUAUGUCAGGAGGGUGUUCAUCAUGGAUAACUGUGAGGAGCUCAUUCCAGAGUACCUCAGCUUUGUUAAGGGUGUUGUUGACUCUGAUGACCUUCCACUCAACAUCUCACGUGAGAUGUUGCAACAAAACAAGAUCCUGAAGGUGAUCAGGAAGAAUUUGGUGAAGAAAUGUAUCGAGAUGUUCAAUGAAAUUGCAGAGAACAAGGAUGAUUACAACAAGUUCUAUGAGGCCUUUUCGAAGAACAUCAAGUUGGGUGUCCACGAGGAUAGCCAGAACAGGUCAAAGCUGGCUGAUCUUCUUCGAUACCACUCAACUAAGAGUGGUGAGGAGAUGACUAGCCUCAAGGACUAUGUCACAAGAAUGAAGGAAGGUCAGAAAGACAUCUACUACAUCACUGGAGAAAGCAAGAAGGCUGUUGAAAACUCCCCAUUUUUGGAGAAGCUCAAGAAGAGGGGCUAUGAAGUGCUGUACAUGGUUGAUGCCAUUGAUGAGUAUGCAGUUGGACAAUUGAAGGAGUAUGAAGGCAAGAAACUUGUUUGUGCUACCAAGGAAGGGUUGAAGCUCGACGAUGAGACCGAGGAAGAGAAGAAGAAACGUGAAGAAAAGAAGCAGUCAUUUGAGAACUUGUGCAAGGUGAUCAAGGACAUUUUGGGUGACAAGGUUGAGAAGGUUGUGGUGUCUGACAGAAUUGUUGAUUCUCCUUGCUGCUUGGUAACUGGUGAAUACGGCUGGAGUGCAAACAUGGAAAGAAUCAUGAAGGCGCAGGCUUUGAGGGACAGCAGCAUGGGUGCUUACAUGUCUAGCAAGAAGACUAUGGAAAUUAACCCUGACAACGGUAUUAUGGAGGAGCUCAGGAAGAGAGCCGAGGCUGAUAAGAACGACAAGUCGGUCAAGGACCUUGUCAUGCUGCUAUUUGAAACUGCUCUACUGACCUCUGGUUUCAGUCUUGAGGAUCCGAACACCUUCGCUGCUAGGAUCCACAGGAUGUUGAAACUCGGGUUGAGCAUUGAUGAGGAAGAGACUGAGGAUGCUGACAUGCCUGCUCUGGAGGAAGAUGCUGCUGAGGAGAGCAAGAUGGAGGAGGUUGAUUAAGCUGGUGAUUAUCUUACAGAUUUUUUCUACCAUUGUUGAUAAAGUGGAUAUAUUCUAGUCUGACAAAGGAAGUUAUGUUUUUAUUAGUACUAGUAGUAGUUAUUCCAAAGGCAGAGUUUUUGGUCUGGUGUCUUUAAGUGUCUUCUACUAUUGAGUCUGUUUGGUUUUCUAUGUUGAACUUGGUUGUGUUGCUCUAUCUGUAACUUGGUCAAGUUCAAUAAUCAAUAGUUAAAAUCUUUUGGUUAUUAA
This is a messenger RNA of Chenopodium quinoa (quinoa), 2787 nucleotides long. RefSeq names its product heat shock protein 83. Gene Ontology annotation, cellular component: cytosol; protein-containing complex; perinuclear region of cytoplasm. Gene Ontology annotation, molecular function: ATP hydrolysis activity; ATP-dependent protein folding chaperone; ATP binding. The transcript has 4 exons. The record is from RefSeq and is a predicted model, not a curated record. Bases 427 to 2538 code for a protein of 703 amino acids. NCBI's taxonomy places the organism in Eukaryota, Viridiplantae, Streptophyta, Magnoliopsida, Caryophyllales, Amaranthaceae. Gene Ontology annotation, biological process: protein folding; cellular response to heat; protein stabilization.